AUGUCUACAACUAAGCUUAUGAUAAUCUCAGAACUCAGUGCAGAUGACUGGAUUCUCGGGAUCAGGAAUGUGAAGUACAGGCACUUCCUGGAGACCCCACGGGCUAUCAAACACCUGCCAGAUGCCGGAGUUUCAUUUACUCCAGACAGUUAUCGAGCAAAGAGAUCAGCGACAUUUAGUACAGGGGUGAAAUUGUGCCCAAAGGAAAGCAUGGCGGAGGUCAUCAGCAGCCAUAAAGCCUACUACAAACUGAGAGUUUGUCAAGAAGCUGUGUGGGAGGCUUUCCGGAUCUUUCUUGACAGAGUUCCUGACACCACGGAGUACCAACAGUGGGUGUACGCCUGUCAGAGAGACUCGCUUUGCAUGGAAGAUUUGGCCAGGAAUUUUAGUAGCACACAGGAGCAUCUUGACAUGGUAGCCAGUAGAGUGAAUGCUCAAGCUGAACAGGAGAGGGCUCUCACACCUGCACCAGAAGAGAAAUGUUCAAAGAGUCCCGCUGAGCCUUUCAUCACAGAAUCUGACAGGGAAACUGGAGCACCAGAUGUUGUCACUCAGAGGCUGGUGGAGCAUGUUGUCGACUUUAGUGUGACUAUAGUAGACCCCGUCUACAGUGUACUACUGAAUGAUCUGGGCAAUCCUCAAUAUGAAGACUUUACUAACAAUCUCCACAAGCAGAUGCUGCAUGUUUUUGACAAGCUUCCUGGGUUUAAAGGCAUUCGAGUGCUGGGAUUUCGAGCUGAAGGUGUAGCAGUGCACUUUGCUGUUGUGUUUGAGACGGAUGGCAUGAGAGUCGCAGGGGAUGCAAGGUCAACUGAUGAUUCUGACACAAUGGAGGUGCUAAAGGACAUGGUGGCAACGGCACUAAGCAAAGCCACAUCGCUUCCUGUGGACGUGCUUUCCCUCACUUUUGAUCCAGACUCAGCAAUAGGAGAGGAACAGCAGAACACUGGAUCCAGUACUCAAGCCAAAUUACCUGGGGAAAUUAGUACUCCAUCGACAGAAGUAACCUCUGGAAGUACAACCACCUCCUUUGGAGAUCUAGGCAAUGAUAGGACUCAAGCAAACUUGAAUGAGGGAACAACAAGUGGCAUUAUACCGAAAGUACUCAAUACAUUGUCCCAUGUGAUCACAUUGGCAACAAUAACACCGCAGACAGCCAGGGAGCUUAUAAGCAGCCCUAAACUUGAGAAUAAUCUAAUCACUAAAGGCACUUUAGGGACAGAAGGAUCUCCAAGAACCACAACAGAGGAUUACUUAUUAGAAAUGGCUGAAGUCCAAGUGAAUGCUGAAAAAGAAAUUGCUGCCACAGCUGCAUCCCUGGACUUCGGUUCUCUUGAAGUGGCAAAAGCAUCUACUUCAAGUCGCCCUGAAAUGGAUAUUGAUAUGACACCGGAGGCCUCUCCAGCAGAGGCAACAUCAUCAAUUGUGCCAUUCCUAACACCCACUGAGUGUCCUGAAGGUGCUUUCUUUCAAGAAGAUGACACAAUUGGAAACACAGAACUUAAAGGGACUCCUGCCAAAGGUUUUCCCUCAUACACUUCCAAUCCAAUAGAAAUCCCAGAGUCGGGCUCUCUGGGUGACCACAUACAGCCUCCUUCAGAACUUAUUACUCCAACUCUUCCUGCAGUAAUUCCCUCAAGGCUAAUGCCAACUGAAGAACUUAUUUCACAUGUGACCCCUGAGAAUUUCCUGGAUAAAGACGGACAGCCACUCUGGACUGUUUCACCUUCCCAACAUGAAGUUGUUGCAAAAAAUGACACAGACAUAAAAGAGGAUGUUGAACAAUCUGAUAAGGAAGAGGAGAUUCAGGAAUCUGGGAGUGGGUUCUCCUCAGAGACGGAUGAACAUGAACAAUCCUCGGCUCCUCCUCUAGACUUUGUUACCACUCCUUCUGUGAUGGCUUCUUCUAACCAGGCAAAAGAGUUAGUGGUCUUUUUUAGCUUAAGUGUGACUAAUAUGAUGUUUUCAGAAAAUCUUUUCAACAAGAGCUCUCCCGAGUACAAAUCGCUGGAGAACACUUUUCUUGAACUGAAGCAAUUCUCUCAACCAAGUGACUCGCUGAACCCUGAGGCCUCUAGUCAACAGACUGUGAGAGAACAGAGGACAUUAGCUUCAAUACCGCUCCUCCCAUAUCUACAGUCCAAUCUGACUGGAUUUAAGGAGCUUGAGAUCCUGAACUUCAGGAAUGGCAGUGUGGUGGUAAACAGCAAGAUGAAAUUAACUAAACCUGUUCCCUACAAUGUUACGGAGAGGGUGCACUGCUUGCUGGAGGACUUCUGCAAUGCCGCGUCUACGAAGCUGGAUAUGAAACUUGACUCCAAUUCGGUGGAUGUGGGAGUAGCAGAUGAUGCAGAUCCAUGUAAAUUUAUGGCAUGUAACGAAUUCUCCCGCUGCGUGGUGAACACGCUAAGCAUGGAGGCAGAGUGUCUCUGUGAUCCGGGCUACAGCACGGUGGACGGCCUUCCCUGCACCAGCAUAUGUGACCUGCAACCAGAAUACUGUCUGAAUGGAGGGCAGUGUGAAAUCAUACCAGGGCAUGGAGCUACCUGCAGAUGUCAUAUCGGUCAGUACUGGCACUAUCAUGGAGAACGCUGCAAUGAGAUGGUGUCAGUGCCAGUUGACCCUCUUCUUUUCAUAGCCUGCCUGGUGGGAAGCCUCUCAGUGGUUUGUGCUGUGAUAGGCAUCUUGAUUUUCAUUAACAAGAAAUGUAUACGGACCAGAAAGACCAUGUCACUUGUGCAUUCACAAUCACCAUUCUCCUUUGGCAAUACUUUGAGAAUAAAUCCAGUUUUUGAGAAUGAUGAUGGGGUCUUAACACAUGUGUCGAGCAUCCUCUGUCCAAUGAGCUCUGACUCAGGCUCCUUACAUCACUCAGGCCAAGGCACAUUUCGAUCACUUGAAAGUAUACAGCUUAGUAUCGAGAUCCCCAGACAACUCUACAGCGGAAGAUCAGAAAAGUUAGCAUCAGAAAUGCUUGACUUCCAUCAGCGUGUUACAUAUAAUGAGGCAUGGCGGAUGGCCAAGAGGCCUUCUUGCUGUCUUUUGCGAAGUCCUGAUAGUGAAGGCUUUGAAGUGACUGUUUUAUGAUGUCCAGACGUGGCACCAAAGCUCUUCAGUGCAAUUCAAAGCAAACAAAAAGCUGUUUUGUAUCCAUUGGUAGUGAAUGUUUGAUACAACACUUAAAGCUCAUUCAGAGACCACUCAAAGACCAGUUGGGACCCCAGGAAGACCUCCAGGGAUGGAGACUUUUGUGACUUUAUUAUUUAGAAAAAUGUUAAUAUUGUUGUCAUUGUACAUGUGUUGGAUGUACUGAACCCUUGUUCCCUCACAAUGAGGUAGUUACAAAUUGAUACACUGGGUGGUAUCUUAAAUACAAAAUAAGAUUUUGUGUCCCAAAAACAAAAAAUGAAUGUAAGUACACUGUAAAAAGUGAAAAGUUGGGCACUUAAAGGGCACCUAUUUCAUUGCUAAAAAACAAUGUUAUUUUGUGUAUUUGGUAGUGUGGUAGUCAAGACCACCUAAACCGAGACCAAGUAAUGACCAAGACCGAGACAGGCCGAGACCAAGACAAGACCAAGACCAAGGCAGGCCGAGACUAAGUCAAGACCAAGACCAUUGCAAGUCAUUGCAUUAAAACACUUAUGAUAUGUGGAAUAUGCAAAUGAUUAGGCACUUCUUGUGUGUGUGUGUGUGUGUGUGUGUGUGUGUGUGUGUGUGUGUGUGUGUGCGUGCGCGCGUGUGUGUGUGUGUGUGUGUGUGUGUGUGUGUGUGUGUGUGUGUGUGUGUGUGUGUGUGUGUGCGCGUGCGUGUGCCGUCAGAGAAGUUGAUAAAGUAAGCAAAGGUAUUGCAGAUAUGUGGGAAUUUAUCUUUGUCUAUAAGCAAAUAAAAGUGAACAAACACUAAAGAGCUGAAAUCAACUUAACCAUUUAAUCUGAACUGUCUUUCCAUGGCCACUUAACACAAUGCAGUUGUUUUUAGUAAUAAAAUUAGAAAAACUGUCAUUGGGAGAAACUGAAACAAUGCCAACAUCAUAUGCCAAACCUGAAUAAACUGCAUAAAAUGAAUGAUAAAAAUAAAUUUGUGAUGUGCACUGCAAAAAAAAAUUAUUAGUAUUUUACUUAGUAUUUUUGUCUUGUUUUUUGUCUUGUCUUGUUUGUUUUUAGUAAAAAUAUCUAAAAAUUCUUAAAUUAAGAUGCUUUUUCUUGAUGAGCAAAACUACCCAAGAAAAUAAGUCUAGUUUUUAAACCAAAAAUAUCAAAUUUAAGUGAUGUUGUGCAUAAAACAAUGGGUUAAGCAAAAAAAUCUUUAACCUUUUUCUUAAACACUAAAUUCAAGAAAAAUUAGCUUACCCCAUUGGCAGAUUUUUUUAAAAACUCUAAAAACUAGACUUAUUUUCUUGGGUCGUUUUUGUUCAUCAAGACAAAGCAUCUUAAUUUAAGAACUUUUAGAUAUUUUUACUGAAAACAAGACAAAAAUUAAAAUUUUAUUAAAUACAUUUUUUAUCUAGAUUUUUUUUUCUUGAAAAUCAUUUUUUUUGCGGUGUGCCAUCAGCUGUGGUCUUGACCGGUCUUGAAAUAAAAUUCCGAAAUAAAUUUGUCCGAGACUGAGACGAGACCGAGUAAAAAUGUGGUUGAUUCCAGGACAAGACCAAGACCUUUAAAAAGUGGUCUUGAGACCGGUCUUGAGACCGGUCUCGAGAACUACAACACUAGUAUUUGGUAUAAUACAAUGUGUUUGUGUUGUUUAUGGUUAAAAAACACAUUAUUUUCCACAUCGUACAUUUUUGUAGCUCCAGGUAGCGUCCGGUGUGCGACCCCCUUUACACACCAAAGGUAAUGUAAAACCGUGAAUCGGAUAAUAGGUGCUCUUUAAAAAAAAGGUGAAAAGUGAUAUAAAUUAAAGUUAUUUUUUAAGUAGAUCCAACUUUUCACUUUUUACUGUGUAUUCUGUAAAUUCUUCUGAGGAUAAUUUAAAUUAUUUCAUGUAUUUACAUGUCAACAGUAUGUUAAAGGGAUAGUUUACCCAAAAAUGAAAAUUCUGUCAUCAAUCUUUCAGGAAUGUUUGUAAAAAAAAAACUGAUCAGAAGCCCCAUUGACAUCCAUCGUAAAGAAUACUAUGGAGGUCAAUGGGGCUUCUGAUUGUUUUGGUUACGAACAUUCCUAAAAAUAUCUUUGUGUUCAUCAAAACAAAGAAAUACUAUAUUAUACAUUUUGGGUUAACUGUACCUUUAAGUAUAGAUCAUAGAUUAGUAACAUGUUUUUUCACCAAUAGCAGACAAGAAUACUUGCAGAUGAAUGGUAAUUAUUUCCUUGUUUAUAUAUUAAACAGAAAAGUGGUUUAUUUCUGUUGCAGAUAUUGUAACUUUACUUACUAAUCAUUGGAGCAAAAUCAUGAUUAGCAAAAAUGUAUAUUAUUUUAAGAAAUCGUUAUGUUCCAUCCCAGUUAUACUAAAAACGUUUCAAACCAUAGUUGGGUCAAAAAUGGACAAACCUAACUGUUGUUGAGUUUACCUAUAAUGGGUUUUCGCAAUUAAUUUAAUGCAACAGUUGGGUUUGUCCCUUUUGACCCAAAACUGGGUCAUCACUUUUUUAAGAGUUUUCAUAAUUAUUUUA
Paramisgurnus dabryanus is the source of this 5612-nucleotide messenger RNA. Lineage: Eukaryota; Metazoa; Chordata; Actinopteri; Cypriniformes; Cobitidae. The record is from RefSeq and is a predicted model, not a curated record.